Molecule: messenger RNA, 4927 nt
Organism: Heterocephalus glaber (naked mole-rat)
Lineage: Eukaryota; Metazoa; Chordata; Mammalia; Rodentia; Bathyergidae
Gene: Srbd1
Product: S1 RNA binding domain 1
Biological process (GO): nucleobase-containing compound metabolic process; translation
Molecular function (GO): structural constituent of ribosome; mRNA binding
Source: RefSeq, a predicted model, not a curated record
UCCGGCGGGAACCGGAAGAUGCGGUAAAACACAGAAUCCCGGGUCCACUGACGAGCCGGGCGCCAAGAUGUCAUUGCCAAGAAGAGCAAAAAUACAGGUCCAGACUACAGUGUCCAAAGAUGAAUUUUCUUACUUCUCUGAGCUGUCAUCUGCCUCUGAAGAAGAUGACAAAGAAGAUAGUGUUUGGGAGCCUCAAAAGAAAGUCCCUAGAGCCCGGAAGCAGCCUGCUGCCAAGGAAUCCAAGCCAAAGAGGAUGCCUCGGGGGAAGAAGAACAUAACACUGAAGAGUGGUGGCUCAGAGGGCGUGGCUGUUAAGGAGGAGCUGAAUAGGUCUAUAGCUAUUGCUGAUGUUGAUUUGGAAGAGAAUAAAUUGAAUACUGCACAGACUCUGAAAACAGCAAAGACAAAACAGAAAAAUUCAGCUCAAAGGAUGAAAAAGCUUAAAGUUGAUGAAGAAACCAGCGAAGUGAGCAACUUAGCGGGUGAAAGUAACAGUACAGAGAUACCAUCAACCAGCACCAUGGUGGAAGGUGUCUGCAAGAAGGAGGAGAAUGAAGACGACUUCACAUUUGGCCAGUCUCCAUUAAAGAGAAUGAAGACGGAAAUGUGUCCUCAGGGGCAGCCUGUCAAGUUUCCAGCAAGUGCCAACACUAUUAAAGAGGAGGUAGAAAUGAAUUGGGACAUAGUACAGGUUUUAUCUGAGAGAACUAACAUUGAACUUUGGGUUUGUGCCAACAUCAUUCGUCUCUUUAAUGAUGAUAACACAAUUCCCUUCAUUGUACGUUAUAGAAAAGAGCUCAUCAAUAACUUGGAUGCUGAUUCCUUGAGAGAAGUUCGACAAACCCUCGAAGAGUUGCGGGCGAUUGCAAAGAAGGUUCAUAGUACAAUCCAGAAGAUUAAGAAGGAGGGAAAGAUGUCUGAGUGUUUGUUAAAAGCCUUGCUGAACUGUAAAAGUUUCGAAGAACUAGAACAUGUGUCUGCUCCAUAUAAAACUGGGAGUAAAGGCACAAAAGCCCAAAGAGCAAAGCAGCUGGGAUUAGAAACAGCAGCCUGGACACUACUUGAGAAUCCAGGGAAGCUCAAUCUGCUCUCUUACAUUCGACCUGAUGUUAAAGGGCUUUCUGCGCUCCAGGAUAUUGAGACAGGAGUGCAGCAUAUUUUAGCAGACAUGAUUGCUAAAGACAAAGACACGCUUGACUUCAUUCGGAAAUUGUGCCAAAAUAGAUACAUUUGUAUUCAGUCAUCUCUGGCCAAAGUAUCCUCAAAGAAAGUAAAUGAGAAAGAUGUUGAUAAGUUUCAACUAUACCAGAACUUUUCAUGCAACAUAAGAAACAUUCAGCACCAUCAGAUUUUAGCAAUUAACCGUGGAGAGAAUUUGAAGAUACUGACAGUCAAGGUCAACAUUUCUGAUGGAAUAAAGAAUGAAUUCUGUAGGUGGUGCAUCCAAAACAGGUGGAGACCACGUGGCUUUGCAAGGCCAGAGUUAAUGAAGAUUUUACAUAAUUCACUGGAUGAUUCCUUUAAACGCCUUAUUUAUCCUCUCCUCUGUAGAGAUUUCAGAGCCAAACUGACAUCAGAUGCAGAGAAGGAAUCAGUAAUGAUGUUUGGACGGAACCUUCGUCAACUCCUUUUAACAAGCCCUGUCCCAGGGCGCACCUUGAUGGGAGUAGAUCCUGGUUACAAACACGGUUGCAAAUUAGCUAUAAUUUCUCCUACCAGUCAGAUACUUCAUACUGAUGUGGUUUACCUGCAUUGUGGACAAGGUUUCCGAGAGGCAGAGAAGAUAAAGAGACUUUUGCUGAAUUUCAACUGCAGCACAGUGGUGAUUGGAAAUGGAACUGCCUGCCGGGAAACUGAAGCUUACUUUGCUGACCUGAUAAUGAAAAAUUACUUUGCCCCACUGGAUGUUGUUUACUGUAUUGUCAGUGAAGCAGGAGCAUCAAUCUACAGUGUGAGCCCUGAAGCCAACAAAGAGAUGCCAGGGCUGGAUCCUAAUUUGAGAAGUGCAGUUUCUAUAGCAAGGCGUGUACAAGAUCCAUUAGCUGAGCUAGUGAAAAUUGAGCCGAAGCACAUUGGAGUUGGAAUGUAUCAGCAUGAUGUAUCCCAGACUUUACUCAAGGCAACACUGGACAGUGUUGUAGAAGAAUGUGUCAGCUUUGUGGGAGUGGAUAUUAACAUCUGUUCAGAAGUUUUGUUAAGGCAUAUUGCGGGACUGAAUACCAACAGAGCCAAAAAUAUUAUUGAAUGGAGAGAGAAAAAUGGUCCCUUCAUCAACCGAGAACAGCUGAAGAAAGUGAAAGGGCUAGGUCCAAAAUCUUUCCAGCAGUGUGCUGGCUUUAUCAGAAUCAACCAAGAUUAUAUUCGAACAUUUUGCAGUCAGCAAACUGAAUCUUUAAGCCAUAUUCAAGGAAUUGCUGUGACACCUUCAGCAGGUGUCGAGGUCACACAUGAGAAGCAGGGCAAAAAGAAGAACAAAACCUCAGUGGAUGCUAUGCUAAAGCCAAAUCCUCUGGACCAGACUUGUAUUCAUCCAGAAUCAUACGACAUAGCAAUGAGAUUUUUAUCAUUCAUUGGAGGGACACUGUGUGAGAUUGGAAAACCUGAAAUGAAGCAAAAAAUAAAUUCAUCUCUUGAGAAGGAAGGAAUAGAGAAAGCUGCAGAAAGAUUGACAACAACAGUACAAACCUUACAGAUCGUCAUAGAUGGUCUCAGCCAACCUGAAAGCUUUGACUUUCGAACAGAUUUUGAUAAACCUGAUUUCAAGAGAAGCAUAGUAUGCCUGGAAGAUCUGCAGGUUGGCAUGAUUCUGACAGGCAAAGUUGAGAAUGCCACUCUGUUUGGGAUUUUUGUGGAUAUAGGAGUGGGACGAUCAGGGCUGAUUCCCAUACGAAAUGUAACAGAAGCAAAACUUUCUAAAACAAAGAAGAGAAGGAGUCUUGGACUGGGCCCCGGAGAAAGAGUGGAAGUCCAGGUCCUCAACAUUGACAUCCCCCGAUCCAGGAUUACUCUGGACCUUAUUCGAGUGUUGUGAGUGUUCUGCUGAAGGCCAGACACUGAUUUUAUUUCCCUAUUUCUUUUGUUUGUUUGUUUGUUUGGUACCGGGGAUCGAACUUGGGUCCUUGAGCUUGCAAAGCAGGCAGCAGAACCACUGAGCUAAAUCCUCGGCCCUUUAUUUCCCUAUUUCUACAGAUUGACAAGCAUAAGUAAGAUAUUCCUGAAUUUUAGGUAGCAUAUGAGAAAGAAAUCGCUUAAUAUCAAAAGUAUUUUCUGAACAUUUUCCUUCUUCUUCUCUUAUGAGUAAAUAGAAAACCAAAUGUUUGGUUUCUUUUCCCUUUAAAGAAAAUAACUGGUAGACAUCCUUAUGUGGCAUUUUUGUAGUAAGUUUUCUGAUCAAAACUUUAUUUUUUAUUUUUUGUAAUUCAUCAUUGACUACAUUUUUUACAACAAAUUGCCUCAGUUCUGCUUGCCAGCAUCUGCCUUGUUGGACUUAUAUGGGAUUGUCUUCUUGAUUUGAAUUAUACAAUGUUUGCUGACACAGUAGAGAUGACAGUACUUCCAUUUAAUAGAUUUUUUUGUUAUUAUCAGGCCUUUUGGCCAUGAUACAUUAUUUUUGCAAUCUUUGUUUUCCCUUGCCACGCAAACAAAAAAUACACUAGUGAAACAGAUGUGUUUGUAGCUGUCCAAUGAAUGGUUCAGAACAUUACUCUGAAAUAUAUAUGUAUUGAUCUCUGCAAUAAAGUUUUGUGGCUAGUGACUUGCUAUGUUGAUUCAGUGAAUGACCCAGAAGUCAGUCUUGAUUAAAGAAGAUAUGGUUCACGGAAGUAUUCCUUUGGGGAAGAAGGAAGCCUCUGAAAAUCUGAAGAGUGACUUUAUUUGACUUAGCUUGUCAUAGAAGGAUAUAUUACUUCUUAACCAUCAGGAUUAACUUCAAAUGAGGAUUAAAAAUGACCACCCUGAAGAUUGAAUAUAGGUCUUUUUUGCCUGAGAAAGGGCAAGAAAAACAAGUAGAUAAAGGAAGUGACUCUUAACUCUGUUUAUUUAGUAGAGAUGGUAUUAGUGUGACUAUUUAGUGUCAAAGGGAUGUGAAGCUCCUACUGGACUGGUAGCUUAUCCUGACUUCUGGUGCUGUUGUUGAUUUGUCUAAUGAAGUUAUUUGCAUGAUUGAGUACUGCUUUUCUGGAAAAUGGUAACUGAAGUGUCAUCACUCCUAUUUAUUUGUCUGAGACAGUACUAGUAAAACCCAUUGUCCUGGCAUCUUUUUUAAUAGUGCCUCUUUUUAUCUUCCAAGUCUUCUAUUUGGGGUCAUAUCCCCAUCUGCUAAUAGUAGUCACUUAAAAAUAGUGACUGACUGUAUGUCUCAUGACAGUGCUACCUGGCAGUUUGCUAUUCUCAAAAAAUACAGGCUUACAGAUUGUGUUUGUAGAUCAUUUUAAUGAAGCAGGCUCCUUAAAAGUUGUGUAAGUCACAUCCUGUUCAAGUCCCAUUGUAAUUCUGGCAAUUUACUCUUUUUUUUUUUUUAAACAAUUCACAUUUUAUUUAGAUUGAAAUAAACUGUACAAAAUUUUCUUCACCAAAAAUAACAGCAAUUAUUUUCUGUAUUAUUUCUAGAUAAACCACAAAACAUUCAUUUUGUAGGUUUUCAGGUUUGCUUAUAAAUCAAGAUGAGGCAGUAGAUAAGAGUCAUGGAAAAAGAUAAGAAAACAGACAAGUCAGUUGCCUGUAUAGAUGGUCUCUGAUUCUGCCUUGACGAUGAAGCAGAAGUGUUCAACAUUUACCUGCUAAGAAGUUUAUGAAGAUGUAGGUUCCACAAAGGAAUGUAAACAGCAAUAACCAGAUGUGGAAUAACAAUGGCAAGCUCUUCUAUUCAAGCUUAAACUGUAACCUCUUCUUUUAAGCUCAUUUAAUAAAGACAAACUCUACAUUGAAA